GAAAGGGAGGAGGAGGAGGAGGAGGAAUGCCCUCCCCAGGCGGGCCCCGCAGCGGCCUGCUGCCGUCUCCAUGGUGAUAACUCGCCUCGGCCAACCGCGAGCCACUUCCGCCAACGUCAGCGCCGACACGUGGAUCCAAGAUGGCGGCCUCUGGGGUGCUGGAAAGGCUCAUGUAUCUGCUGGUGCUGCUUUUCUGCCAUGGGGUGAGCUGCUUCUACGUGCCGGGCGUUGCACCCAUCAACUUCCACCGAAAUGAUGCCGUAGAAAUCAAGGCUGUGAAGCUCACCAGUUCACGAACCCAGCUGCCUUAUGAGUACUACUCCUUACCGUUCUGUCGUCCUGGCACAAUCACGUAUAAAGCUGAAAAUCUGGGUGAGGUCCUCAGGGGUGACCGGAUCGUCAACACUCCAUUCCAGGUUUUCAUGAGCAUCGAGAAGAAGUGUGAGGUUUUGUGCAAUGUCCCAAACAUUCCUGUAGUCCUGAAAAAGGAAGACAGCAAGCUGAUUGCGGAGCGGAUCCAGGAGGAAUACUACGUCCACCUCAUCGCGGACAACUUGCCCGUGGCCACGAGGCUGGAGUUCUACUCAAACCGUGAGGAAGAAGAGAAGAACAAGGAGAAGGACGCCCAGUUUGAACACGGCUAUCGGCUCGGAUUCAUGGACAACAAUAAGUUCUACCUGCACAACCACCUCUCCUUCAUCCUUUACUACCACAGAGAGGAUGUGGAAGAGAACCAGGAGCCGACCUACAGGGUGGUUCGCUUUGAAGUCAUUCCGCAGAGCAUUAAGCUUUCUGAUCUGAAGGCCGACGAGAAGGGCACGUGCAUUCUGCCCGAAGCCGCCAGCUCCGGCCCUCAAGAGAUUGAUCCCACGAAGGAGAACAAGCUGCUCUUCACCUACUCUGUUCUCUGGAAGGAAAGCGACAUCAAAUGGGCUUCUCGCUGGGACACUUACCUCACAAUGAGUGAUGUGCAGAUACACUGGUUCUCCAUCAUUAACUCCGUCGUGGUUGUCUUCUUCCUUUCAGGUAUUCUCAGCAUGAUCAUCAUCCGGACCCUCCGGAAGGAUAUCGCCAACUACAACAAGGAAGAUGACAUUGAAGACACCAUGGAGGAGUCUGGGUGGAAGCUGGUGCACGGCGACGUCUUCAGGCCCCCUCAGUAUCCCAUGAUCCUCAGUUCCCUGUUGGGCUCCGGAAUCCAGCUCUUCUGCAUGAUCCUGAUUGUGAUUUUCGUUGCCAUGCUGGGGAUGCUGUCUCCUUCCAGCCGGGGUGCCCUGAUGACCACGGCCUGCUUCCUGUUCAUGUUCAUGGGGGUUUUUGGCGGUUUCUCCGCCGGCCGGUUAUAUCGGACACUGAAAGGCCAUCGAUGGAAAAAAGGAGCUUUCUGCACGGCCACUCUGUACCCUGGAGUCGUCUUUGGGCUGUGCUUCAUCCUGAACUGCUUCAUCUGGGGCAAACACUCCUCAGGAGCGGUCCCGUUCCCCACCAUGGUGGCUCUCCUCUGCAUGUGGUUUGGCAUCUCCUUACCCCUGGUCUACCUGGGCUACUACUUUGGCUUUCGCAAGCAGCCGUACGACAAUCCUGUGCGGACCAAUCAGAUUCCGAGGCAGAUCCCGGAGCAGAGGUGGUACAUGAAGAGAUUUGUCGGGAUUCUGAUGGCUGGGAUCCUGCCUUUUGGAGCCAUGUUCAUUGAACUUUUCUUCAUCUUCAGCGCAAUCUGGGAGAAUCAGUUCUACUACCUCUUCGGCUUCCUCUUCUUGGUAUUCAUCAUCCUCGUUGUCUCUUGUUCUCAAAUCAGCAUCGUCAUGGUGUACUUCCAGCUCUGUGCUGAGGAUUACCGCUGGUGGUGGAGAACUUUCCUGGUAUCUGGAGGAUCUGCCUUCUAUGUGUUGAUUUAUGCAAUCUUCUACUUUGUGAACAAGCUGGACAUCGUCGAGUUCAUUCCCUCCUUGCUGUAUUUUGGCUACACGGCUCUCAUGGUGCUGUCCUUCUGGCUCUUGACGGGGUCCAUUGGCUUCUAUGCAGCCUACAUGUUCGUCCGCAAGAUUUACGCCGCUGUGAAAAUAGACUGAAGGUGCUCAGACGCCGCCCGGCGCGCAGCGGCCGUCCUCUCGGUUUCCUCCUAGGAAGGAAGUGGGGAACUCUCCAAGGAAGCAAAACCCAGUGGGAGUGGGACGUGAGAAAUAAUAAUAAUAAUAAAAAAUAGUUCUACUUUUGGAAUGUAAUCUUUGGCACAGGGUCCGUGGAACUGGGAUUCUCCUGCAGGGGAGGGGCGUGUAGAUACUUUACAUUUUAACUUUCAUUCUAUUCUGGUUAUAAGGGAUACUUUUUUUUUUUUUAGCUCCGAAGCAUCCGCCUCAAUGGGUAGGUUUUCCUGUCUUAUUUUUUCUUCGUCACGUCAAUAAGAUGAGACUGCCAUGGUGACAGGUUUGCGAAACAGGUGUCGAGUUCACGGAGAGACAUCCUUUGAUUAUUGCGCUGAGUAGCCUUUUGCUGUGCCUGUGCUUGGAGAAGUCAAUGAAGGUUCUGGCCUCCAGAAAAAGGGAGAGAGAGAGAGAGUUCCUAGAAGCAGCCUGCAACACGGCCGUCUCUUUUGUGGUGUCGUGGGAGUGCCAUUUCGGAACGAGGCAAGUGCGAUUCCUCACAGGGGGCUUUCAAACCGUGGCCCUCCACCGUGCCUCCCGCCUGCUCGAUGCCGGAGGUUUCAGUGGAGGAAGCAACAAGCUCCCCUCUCGUCCCACCUUGGCAAGCCGUGGAUUAUGAUAAAAGAACGGCAUGGGCCUGCUGCUGCCUGUUGAGAGUGGAACGGGCCUGCAAACUGGAGAAGGCUACUCGGAACCCCUGGGGAAAUCCCAGGGCAUCUCCUCAACCCUUCCCAGUAAAUCUUGGAUUUGGGUGGUGAAAAGAGACCCAGCUCCCCCCAAAAACCUCGCUCCACUGUUCAUGUGCCAAGGACUCUAUGGCUCAGAUACUGGGAAUUGCUGCUGGGACGUGCGAGAGAAGGGAAGGGAACUGGAUGAGUUCUGUUUGCUUCUUUCUUCUUUCAAGAAAGGAAUGACUUGCUCUUCUGUUCCUGGAAUUGUUCAGCCACCAUCCUCUCCCUUACUGUUCUGCUGAGCCAUAUUCUCUUCACCUGUCCAGUCCUGCCCCUCUAGAAAUUGAAGUGUAUUGGUGGUUUUUACUCUUGACCUUUGUGUAAACUGGAUGUGUGGUCAUUAAUUAACAAACAACAACACCCCCCCGCCGACCCCCAGCCUUCUUUUCCUCACACUGGGAGUGAAAGUUGGGGGUUAUAAAGAUUUAUACUAUCAAAAGUCAGUCUUUUACCGAAGCACAAUAGAUCUGUCUUCUUGGAGAUGGACGCUUGCUUUGUCCUCUGGGCAUUGCAAACGAACCUGAAUCCAGUUACUUGGAAGAUGGUCGGACAACUCCUUUGACAAGCAAAAUCCUUUUUUAUGCCUGAUGGGAGUGAAAGUAGGUUUGGUGUUGUUGUUGUUUUUUAAAAAAAAAUCCUGCUGGAAAUGUGAGUCAGUUCUGGGAUGGGAUGGUUCCAAGCUGCAGUGAUCUUUUUCUCCCAGAGAUGAGAAAUCUCUGUAAAUCCUUCCGCUUUAUAAACACGCUCUCACGGCAAAAGCAGGAAGAUUGCUACAGUGGGGGAAAACACGAUAUCCCUUUGGGAGUACAUUUUAACAGAUGCAAUUCUCAUCAAUGAUGAGAUACCCCUCUUUCGGAUGUUGUAGUUUUUGAUUUGCCCCCUGAAAAAGAACAACGCUUGCCCUCCGAUGACUGCAAGGCAAGGUCUGCUACUGUGUUCUUUGCAUGGCGUCGGCAAAAAAAGGCUCCAAGAGCACGGAGCAGCCUUCCAGAUGGUGGUAGGAGAUGGAGUCCAGCACAUCUGGAAGGCACCCCGUUGGCCAAGGCUGGCAUACAGCAUGGGGAGUUCGGCGCUGCUCUCUGACCCCAUCCAACCUUCAGUCGCAUUGCCCGUCAUGCCAAAGCCACCAUCAGCCAAGAAUCAAGGUCUGACAAACGGGAGCCAUAGCCUGUGUUACUUACACUCUGGAUUCCUUUGUGAUCUCUGAUUUGAACUAGCUUUAGGAUAUUUAAGUGAAUUCCACCGCACCCGUGAUAUUAUUUUUUCCUAGCCGGAUCUGCACUAUCAUCACCUUCCACCAUAUCCCUUGUAUUUUUUAAUGUAUUGUUCAAGCCCAACUGUAAAUAAAUAUGCUGUUGUCCUGUUUUCAGCCUUGUAAA
Messenger RNA from Elgaria multicarinata webbii, 4254 nucleotides. RefSeq names its product transmembrane 9 superfamily member 4 (gene TM9SF4). Lineage: Eukaryota; Metazoa; Chordata; Lepidosauria; Squamata; Anguidae. Bases 141 to 2072 code for a protein of 643 amino acids. Gene Ontology annotation, biological process: protein localization to membrane. The transcript is spliced from 18 exons. The record is from RefSeq and is a predicted model, not a curated record. Gene Ontology annotation, cellular component: membrane.